This is a messenger RNA of Haliotis rufescens (red abalone), 7075 nucleotides long. RefSeq names its product calmodulin-binding transcription activator 2-like. NCBI's taxonomy places the organism in Eukaryota, Metazoa, Mollusca, Gastropoda, Lepetellida, Haliotidae. The coding region runs from base 273 to 4415 and encodes 1380 amino acids. The transcript has 24 exons. The record is from RefSeq and is a predicted model, not a curated record. Gene Ontology annotation, cellular component: nucleus. Gene Ontology annotation, biological process: regulation of transcription by RNA polymerase II. Gene Ontology annotation, molecular function: transcription coregulator activity; double-stranded DNA binding; protein binding.
GUUUCCGGUUGCGCAUGUGCAGAGUGAUUAUGAUGGCCGACGAGAAGGUGGAAGUGAAGAUGUAGAUGGUGCUUUAUGUCAGUCAUCUAGACACACCCACUCUUCGUGUAUUUUAACAAUGGAUACCACGAGAGGAUAAAUUACAAAUAUUGAUUAUAACUGGCCUUGACCUACAAACCAAUUACCUAUAGAAUAUUUCCUCAACUUUCAUCAGUCAAGAUUAAGUGUUAUGUAAGGACCUUCUCACUGGAGUUCGGAGUGACCCUGACCCCAUGGAAGAGCCAGCAGGGAACCCCGCUCCAGGCAACAGGUCAGAAAACUCCAAGAUAACUCUGCCUCAUCAGCUGACGAAUAUCCCUCCGGCCUCAGAGUUCCCUUCUCUCAGACCUCGCUGGAACACCAAUGAGGAGAUAGCAUCUGUGCUGAUAGCAUUCGAUCGUCACAAAGAAUGGCAGAUCAGAGAACUCAAAAUCAGGCCUCCGAGUGGCUCCAUGCUGCUGUACAGUCGGAACAAGGUGAGGUACCGCAAGGACGGCUACUGCUGGAAGAAGCGGCGAGAUGGCAAGACCAUCAGGGAGGAUCACAUGAAGCUCAAAGUGCAGGGGGUGGAGUGUAUCUAUGGCUCAUACGUGCACUCGGCGAUCCUCCCUACUUUCCAUAGACGCUGUUAUUGGUUGCUCCAGAAUCCUGACAUCGUUCUUGUCCACUACCUGAAUGUCCCCUACCCUGACAACACCAAACUGAGCAUUCCUGUUUUAUCUUACGACAUGGAGAAGAAAGAAUGGACCAAGGAGGAACUUGUUGAUCAGCUCAGGCCGAUGUUGGCGUGUGGCAGGAGAGUGGAUCUUGGUCCUGAGCAAGAACACAUGGUUGAAGAAACAAUUGAAGACUUUGUUCAACAGUUGAUUAACCUUCGGCAGGACAAAUCAGGCAAAGCCAAACCCCACAAAUGCACUCCUUCCUGUGACAAAAACUUUCCUCAUUCCAAAUGCACCAAGGACUCAUCACCUCCUAACACAGCCAGCCUGGCACACAAUCGCCUAGUGUCCAUGUUGCAGCGCCACACCCAACGCAGCGCCACCCAGUCGGUAGCCCCGCCCACUCCCGAGCUUCACACCAGCCAGGUGGUGAUCACGCCCACUACGGCCCCCUCGUCCAACUCCACUCAAGACUUGAACCACACAGCUGCAGCUCCUGCUCCUCUCAUUCUAAACCUAGCAAGUCUCCACGGCAGUAACGGUCUGAUCUUUGUCAGCGGACAUAACACAUCACCCAUCUCCAUCAUCAACAACUCUCUCACCACGCCCAUUCACACCAUCACCGCGGCAACCCUGGACACGCAGGGCCGUUUCCCUCAGCCUCAGAUACUCCAAACCAUUCCCCAAGUGCUUGCUGGUGUCAAGCAGGAUGAUAAAUUGUCACAACAUAUUCACAAUCUCCAUGCGCAUGACUCGAACAGAAAGUCUCCCGUUCCGAUGAAUAUUGCAAGUGAUGCUUUGUUGGAGCUGGCAGGCACCCAGCAGGAUUCGAAGGAUCUUUUUCUCGAUCAAAUGUCAGCUACAAUCUCAGAUACUCAGCGAAAUCUCCACAAUACAUUAGACUCGCUCAUUCGCGGGGACUGCUCGCACACUGUGGGAACACUAGUGAAAGAUAAUUCGGGGACUGAUAAUUGUGAUACUCUUGAUGGCAGCUUUUCCUCAUUUCCCAGUACUGAUCUCAAUCUUGAUUAUCUUCUCGACUUGCCCGAACUUUAUGACUGUCCUGAUUUGCCCGACACAAAUGCAAGUCUCGGGACGUCAAGUGGCGGAAUGCCGACUUCUGUCCCGCUCAUCAAUUGUGCUAACUGCCUCAGCAACCAACAAGCUCAACAAUCACAGCAGCAACGGGCAGAGUCGCAUCAAUCUUCAACAUCGACGUCUGCUACGUCAGACACGCAGACAGCAGACAACACUCACUCACAGACUGACACAGACAGCAGCUUCUCUCAGGGCGUCAUCACAGACUUCUCCCCUGACUGGUGCUACACAGAUGGUGGCACAAAGAUCCUGGUGACAGGCCCAUGGUUCUCCACGUCCACGUCCUACUCUGUUGUGUUCAACAGUAAGACGGUGCCUGCUACACUUGUACAGGCAGGGGUUCUCCGGUGCUUCACUCCAGCACAUGACGCCGGCCUGGUAACGCUGCAGGUGGCCAAUGAUGGGUUUGUCAUCUCCAACAGUGAGGUGUUCGAGUACAAGGCUCGGGAGAAGCACAGCACGCAGUCAGCUCACAACGAAUGGUUCUCAAUGGAUUCGACGGAGAUGAAACUGCUGCUGGUGGAGAGGUUGGAACAACUGGAGAAGAGGCUCAUGCCAGCUGACAAGAACACAACUUUCCUUGACAAGCAGCAUGCCCUGAAUGUUGACCAUGAGAACACCGAGUGUCGUCUUGUGCAGUAUGUGGAGCACCUGGCUGGUCGACCCUGGCAGAAACUGGAGACUUACCCCAAGGCUGGCCAUGGCGGACUGACUUUACUUCAUCUUGCGGCGGCCCUUGGCUACGCCAAACUCAUCAGCUCACUUGUUAGGUGGAGAUCUGACAUCUCUAAUUUAGUUUUAGAAUAUGAAGUUGAUGCUCACAGUGUGGACAACCAUGCCUGUACUCCAUUGAUGUGGGCAUGUGCAAGAGGAAAUAUUGACGCUUCACUGACGCUGUAUCAUAUCAACACGGGGCCACUCAGCAUCUGUAACAAGGAUGGACGUCUCCCGCUCACCGUUGCCCGAAGCAAGGGACAUCACAACCUUGCCAAUCAAAUCGAGCAGUUGGAGCAAGCUCGUCUGCAAGCCCCGCCCCCUUUCCCCCCAUGCACAUCCACAGCAUCAUUUGCUGGCGCAACUUCUUCUUUCACAACCUCGGACUCUAUCACUGCGUGUGAACUGUCACCAACUCCUUGCCAUAUAUUCCCCAGUUCUCACAAAAACAUUUGUGAUGAGAAACAGGAAAACCUUCACAUCGACAUACCUCCUCCCCCUCCCUACCCAGGGGAUUCCAAGCUCGUCCGGCGACUCAGUGAACAAGUCAUUGGCACCUGUCAUCGCCAACUUAGCAAACGCUAUUCGGUGGAUAUAUUGCCGAGUGGGGCAACAAACGACCAGACCUCGCCCCAACAUGACGCUUUUCAGAAGCCAAUUCGGGAGGCCAAUUCUGAGCCACAUCUGUCAUUGGUUGGUGAUCAUCCAAUCAGUGCAGUGACGGACUCUGCCUUGCUACCAGUUGCUCAACGUGAUCUGGCAUCGCCAGAUAUUCUCAUGCAGACCGAGUCUUUGCUCAACACCAUAGCGACGGAGUCUGGGAAGGAGACGGAUGGUCUCCUCAUGCAGAUGGACACAGAUGAGGUAUCAUCGGUGCGGAGUGACAGCCCUUUCAUUGAUGUAGAAAAGAUCUCAUCUGACGAGGAGGCGGAACACAAGGCAGCUGUUGCUGCUGCUGCUGCUGCCGCCGCCGCUGCUGUAGCAUCUGGUGAAGGUGGGGAUCAUGAAGGCAAGAACCAAAUGGUAACCCUCGCCAACCAGAUCAUCGCAGCCAUGCCGGAGCGUAUCAAGCUGUCUCCUGCCAAGGAGGAAGAGUGUGGAGUGAGCAGUCGAGCUCGGAGUGAGUCCUACAGCUCGGCCCCGUCUCAAGGCUCACCUCCCACCUCAUCCUUCGGGGAUGAUUCUGGAAUCUCAACACCCAUGACAGAUAGUCUGGCCUUUGAUGAGUACAGGUACACAGACCUGGGCACCCCUGCCUCGUCCCUGAGCCCGGACUCUACCUGUCUGCCCAGCCCCUACAGCCCCUACAGUUCCUACAGUUUCACUCUGGACUCCCCGCCCCCCACCACUGCUGACUUCACCGAGUACUUCAACGCGCCAGCCACGUACAUGGAGAAGGACUUUUCCCAACUCACACUCUCAGAUCAGGAACAGAGAAAGCUGUACGAGGCUGCCAAAGUGAUCCAGAAUGCGUAUCGGCUGUAUCGGGAUAAACAACAACUGCAGCAGCAGCGACAGAAGGAGAUAGAAGCCGCCAUCUUGAUCCAGAGCUACUAUCGGCGAUACAAACAGUAUGCAUACUUCAAGAAGAUGACCCAGGCAGCAGUGUUGAUCCAGAAUCAGUUCCGGAGUUACUACGCACAGAAACGUCUCAAGAAGAACCGAGACCCUGCGGCUGGCCUGCAGCGACAAGGACCGGAGAGACUGAAGAAGGGCCGCAACCAGUCCGUGAUCAUCCAGCAGAGAUACAGGUCUCACUAUCAGAGGAAGACGGAGAAGGAGGGUCGACAGUUGUCGGCUGAUGCAGCAGAUAGAGAUAUAUGGCAGCUUGUGCAUGCAAUUAGGCUCCCCACCCCCCGAGCAAAGCAGCACAUCCAGAGACGGAACCCCACCAGUCGAUGCUGAGCCAGAUAUCCCCUACCCAGAAGAAGAGGAUGGGUGAGCCACCGUCAGGGACAGACACGCCCACCCACUGCUGGAUCCGUGACUGGGCAUGGCUGUUCAUCUUGGUGACACCCUCGGGAGGACAACCUCUGUCUGAACCACAAUGCCCAUGUCACGCUGUGUUCAACUGCUUAGGUAGCAAUGGCCUCCGGAGGACUUGUGAAGGAACAAGCUGUCGUUGUUGUCAGGUUGAGCCGUGUCGUUCUUUGACAUGCCUCGUCAGUAUGGGUUGGGACGUGAUGUAAAAGGGUGUGUAGCCUAUGUAUGUGUGACACCGGCGUUGUGAACAAGCUGUGGAAAUAGGCUUGCUGUGAAAUACCCACAGUUUCAGCCCUUUGCUGUUUCAAGUUUGUCAUGGCUCGUCGUGGACUUUCAGGUUUGAUUCGUGACAAAUAGCUGCCAACUGUCCCAUUUUUUUAAUGUUUUUGUUACGAAUUUGCAACUUUUGUCCUUAAUUCCUGUUAAGAAUAUGCCAAUCUACAUAAAAAUAUCACAAGGUUUCAAUUUUCAUAGACACUGAUAAAGAGAGGGUCAUUAUUUAGCCUUACACCGUCAGCUAUAAAUGCUUCAUGUUUAUCGACUGGUAUAUCAUCAUAUUUAUAGGGUUGCAUUUGUUCAAUUGAGACACUCCACGGUAUUAUUGAAAGUUGCUUAAGUCGAGAUAGAAACAAACUUUAAAAUUAUGAACUGAGUUUCGGAAUCACAUGGCUGUAUUGUAUUGUAGUCGAUUCAUAUCGUCUGGCUUUGUUGUCAGUUAAAGAAGAUUGUUGGAAAAUACUAAACUGGGAAAAUUGGCAGCUAUGGUGACAGAUCCUGCCAUUUAAGUUCAUGUUUGUCAGCCAAUGUAUCAGUGACAAGCAUGAGCCACAUUGAUAUGAACAGGUCUUCAAUUUUCCAAUGGGGAAAACGUGCAGCUGAUUGACUCUGGACACGCCCAUCCUCCACUGGACUCUCCGCCUAGUGGCCCCGCCUUCUCCUCAAGGGUGCCCCGCCCUCUUCUCUACCCCUGCUGUGAUUGUUUCUUCAAGCUGCACCUCGCAGACACUGCUCAACACUGGACUACUCUCUGUUCUCAAUUGUUUCCGCAACUUGAGAUGACUCAUCAACGUAUUCAACAACAAGUGGUUUACCUCAACAGAGAAUCAGUGGGCGUGGUGGGUAAAUGACAUUUCAGCAGUUUGACAAGUUGACAGGUAAACCUGCAACAAUGAGAUAUGAUUUGACAUAAUAUUGUUAUGUAGAAACAUUAACUAUAUCAUAUUCAUAAAAGGUAUAUUUUCCUGCUUGUGUGUUUCAGCAAAUGGUAUUAUUUCAGUCCAGAUAUUUCUUAGUUCCAAAUAAUUUGAUAAUUAUUUUAUGAAAUUAUCGGUGAACAGAAUUCUAUGAAAUGAUUGUUUGGGAAAUUCCAUCAAGACAGAAUAUGAACUGUUUGAUAGGUAUAACUUUGAAGUUGACGGAUGACAAAGUAGAGAUAACAUAUGGAUAACUUCUUUAUUAACUGUAAAGGCGAUGUUUGCAAUGACAACGGUAUAAGAACAAUACCGAAACAUUGCCUUUACAGUAAAUAAAGGCAUUAAUUAACUCUACUUUGUCAAGACAGAAUGUAUCUAAAUUAUUCCCCUAAGAACUUUAUUCAGUGAACGAAAUAUUGUUGGGAAAUGUUUCUGAAGAACAUUGUAUUAGCAGUCCAAAUGUCAAGAUAUCAGGACAUGCAUGUCACAGUGUUGUAGUAGUAGAGUAUUGGAAUCCAUUGGACGAGGUAGAAUACAGGUACUAAUGGCUCACUGAAAAAGUCAAAUUGUAAGGUUCUAUGGAAGUUUGAAAUCCUGAGACAACACAGCUGACAACUAGCCUUUGAAUAGCCUAGUAGUUUAAUUAGGAUUUGACUUCAAGAGAAAACUGCUUUAGGUGGCAUCCUGUUGGUGACAAUUGCCAUGAUCUUACCUCCUCCUCUGACUUCCUAUCUAUUGCACAACACGUGUCCGUCUUGGGCAUCUCUGUGUUUCAUUGACCCUACUGUCCUGUCCACUAGUUACGACUGGAGUGUUGCUAGCUGUGGUAUUAACCAGAGCAGUGUUCUUAACCAACAUCCACAAGAUGGCCCUUUUGAUUUUUCAAGGUCAAACAUGGUUGAUUGUUUGUGGCUCCUGACAUUGGUGGGUAUCGACGUGAUAUAAUUAACCCAAACCAUGAUGAGAGAAGAUUGGGAAGAGUGGCGCCAUAUUGAAACAAAUAGGCCGAACAAACCCUGGAGAUAGUUGCCUUUGUUCCAACCGGAACCUUUUCUGGUUAGAACCAAGGUUUGAUACAGUUCUCUGUUGGUAACCGAAGACAUUUGGGUUGUACAGCCGAUGGGUUGGGUUGUACAGCCGAUGAAACGCUCAUGUUAAGUCAGCUGUUGAUGGCUCACAGACAUAUCAUGAUGUUGCAUUCAGCAUUGUCUAUUUCCUGUUUCUGUGAUAAUUCCCCAUGUCCUACUUACGCUGUUAAACUGGUCUUUCAUUUCUCCACUUGUUGAUGACAUCAGUUCCUAGGUAUUAAAGAUGUUUCUUGCAUGUUACUUAACUGUUAAUAGCCUUGCUACUGACUCGUUAUGUUUGUAAUUAAACUGUACAGCCAGU